CCAUGAAUGCAUCUCUGUUCUUCCUUGCUGUUGUAUCAGCCGUCGCUGCUGACAAGAUCCCCGACUUCGUCGUUCCAGGAAGAUGUCCUGCGGUGGACGAGAAAUCACUCUUCGAUGAACAGAUUCCUAAUCAUCCUAAGUAUGCUGGUGUUUGGUACGAAAUUGCCCUCACAAACAACCCAUACCAACUCCUCCAGCAGUGCGUCCGCAACGAAUAUUCUUUUGAUGGAAACAAAUUCAUUGCCAAGUCUACUGGCAUCAACGGUGACGGUAACCUCAUGAGGCGCAAUGGCCAGAUCCUUCCCAUGCCUCUUGGAGACCCUCAUCUCUCCGUCGACUAUGAGGGAUCUUGGAUCGCUCCCUAUGUCAUCCUCGACACCGAUUACGAGAACUUCUCCUGCAUCUACUCCUGCACCGAAUACAACUUCGGAUACUACUCCGACUUCUCCUUCAUCUUCUCCCGCUCGCCGAAACUUGCAGACCAGUACCUGAGACGCUGCGAGGCCGCCUUCAAGAAUAUCGGAGUCGACGUCUCCCGUUUCACGAAGACAGUCCAGGGUUCUGACUGUCCCUACGACACCCAGAAGUCUUUGUAGAUUGCGCUUUAAUUUCAAAUAUAUAUUAAUAGAUACAAAUAUACACAUACACGCAGAUGUACGUAUGCAAGUACAAUGACAAUAAUUUUGACAUCGAUUUAUCUUUUUAUAUAAAAUUUGUCACUUAUUUAUAGUAUUUUCUUUUCCUGUGCUUAUUGGUAGUAAAUACCUAUUUACCAUGUAUGAAAUCAAGAGCAUUUUCAAUGAACAUUGCAUGACUUUAAGCGAAAGAAAAGGAAGAUGUAACAUUGAUGUAAAAUGACUAGGCUUUAUGGACACUUAGAUUUGAUAAGAUUUUACAUUAUCUAUGAAAUGCAGUUGAUCGGGAUUAUUUUCCAUCUUGUACAUAUUGAU
This is a messenger RNA of Penaeus monodon (black tiger shrimp), 950 nucleotides long. RefSeq names its product crustacyanin-C1 subunit-like. Bases 3 to 596 code for a protein of 197 amino acids. The transcript is spliced from 4 exons. Lineage: Eukaryota; Metazoa; Arthropoda; Malacostraca; Decapoda; Penaeidae. The record is from RefSeq and is a predicted model, not a curated record. Gene Ontology annotation, molecular function: pigment binding.